GGCUCUCUUUCUCACAAGAUGCUGACUUUUUCGAUUUUUCUUCCAUCAUUCAGCCCUCCCUCCCUCUCUCUUCCUACUUCAUCCCACCAUCCAUUGCGGUAGCGCUGCACUCCUCUUAAUCCUUUCCGUAUAGAGCAAAAUUUGUUUUUGAUUCACCUUCCCUUUUUCUGCAAUGGGCGCUGUGUGGCAGUUGCGAUCAGUAUAGAUGCGAUCGAGGCUGAGAGUGAUGGACUGGAGGUGUUAGAAGAGCUCGGCCUGGAGGAAGAUCGCCAUUUUGUGCUGCUCUCCUAGCGAUCUGAGAUGGCUUGCUUGCCAUGUUUCGGAUCGUUGGAGAAGGUGGAGGAGAAGAACAGAGAGGUGAAACCUGGUGGUAGAGAUUUCAGUAAGGAGGCUCCCGCGGCGCCCUCUUCGAACCAAAUGACGAGGGUUAGCUCUGAUAAAUCAAAGUCAAGAAGUUUUUCAGAGUCAAAAAAGGAAACAUCGGUUCAUAAAGAAGGAAAUACCAGACAUAUUGCAGCGCAGACUUUUAGCUUUCGCGAACUUGCUACUGCUACUAAGAACUUCAGAGCUGAAUGCUUAUUGGGUGAAGGUGGCUUUGGCCGUGUGUAUAAAGGCCGGUUGGAGAGCGGCCAGGUUGUUGCUGUGAAACAGCUAGAUUGGAAUGGACUUCAAGGAAAUAGAGAAUUUUUGGUUGAGGUCCUUAUGCUCAGCCUCCUACAUCACCCCAAUCUUGUCAAUUUAAUUGGUUAUUGUGCUGAUGGGGAUCAACGCCUUCUUGUCUAUGAAUAUAUGCCCUUGGGGUCACUUGAGGAUCAUUUACAUGAUCUACCAUCCGACAAGCAACCCCUUGACUGGAACACACGGAUGAAGAUCGCAGCUGGUGCAGCUAAAGGAUUAGAAUACCUGCAUGAUAAGGCAAAUCCUCCAGUAAUCUACAGAGAUUUCAAAUCUUCGAACAUACUUCUCAGUGAUGAAUAUCAUCCAAAGCUGUCAGAUUUUGGCUUAGCAAAACUUGGUCCAGUUGGCGACAAAACUCACGUAUCAACAAGAGUGAUGGGGACCUAUGGAUAUUGUGCUCCAGAGUACGCCAUGACCGGGCAACUUACGCUUAAAUCCGAUGUCUAUAGCUUUGGGGUCGUCUUCCUCGAAUUAAUCACAGGACGGAAAGCAAUCGACAACACCAGACCCACUGGAGAACAAAAUCUUGUUGCUUGGGCUCGCCCGUUAUUCAAAGAUCGACGAAAAUUUCCGAAAAUGGCAGACCCAUUGCUGCAAGGCCAUUAUCCCAUGAGAGGUCUGUACCAAGCUCUAGCCGUCGCCGCCAUGUGCCUGCAGGAGCAAGCUGCAACCAGACCUCUUAUUGGCGAUGUCGUCACUGCUCUCUCUUACUUAGCUUCGCAAACCUACGAUCCCAACGCUCCUCCUAUGCAGAGUAGCAGGGUCGGGCCUUCGACGCCGAGGUCUCGGGAGGAGCGAAGAAACCAUGGCGGCAGCUCCGAUAGUAAAAGUGCGACGGAUUCACCUCAUAGAGAUUCGCCAAAGCUCAGGCUGAGGGAUUCUAUCAAAGGGAUGAACUUAGGAGCUGAUGUUGGAAGAGGUGAUGGUGACGGGGUAUCGGGAAGAAAAUGGGGAUUGGAGGAGUUCGAGCGGCAGGAUUCGCAUCGUGAUAGUCCGAACCAUGUCAUCCGGCCGAGAGAUUCUCCAAAGGGCCUCAACAGAGAUGUUGACAGAGAACGGGCGAUAGCAGAGGCAAAGGUUUGGGGGGAAAACUGGAGGGAGAGAAAGCGAGGGAAUGCGCCGAAGUGUGUUGAUAGUACAAAUGUGUGAGAACAUUAACAUUAUUGGACCUGCCACACAUCUUCAUCUUUGAUUGGUCUUAUUAUAUAUAGUUUUCUGUUUUUUUUUUUCUUUGUUUGUUUUAUAUCCAGUUAUAGUUCAUCAAUCUCUAUAAAUUUCUCAUGUGAAUAAAAGAUUGUUUUCUUCUCUGUUAAAAACUUCAUUUUUAUUGUAUUCUGAGUCUUGAUAUGUGGGUUUCAAUCUUCGGUUGGAUUAUGGGGGGAGUGUUGAUUAUUGUUCUGAAUGU
Phalaenopsis equestris is the source of this 2083-nucleotide messenger RNA. RefSeq names its product probable serine/threonine-protein kinase PBL7. NCBI's taxonomy places the organism in Eukaryota, Viridiplantae, Streptophyta, Magnoliopsida, Asparagales, Orchidaceae. The coding region runs from base 301 to 1827 and encodes 508 amino acids. The transcript has 5 exons. The record is from RefSeq and is a predicted model, not a curated record. Gene Ontology annotation, biological process: protein phosphorylation. Gene Ontology annotation, molecular function: protein kinase activity; ATP binding.